Messenger RNA from Vitis riparia (riverbank grape), 1131 nucleotides. RefSeq names its product pathogenesis-related thaumatin-like protein 3.5. Gene Ontology annotation, cellular component: extracellular region. NCBI's taxonomy places the organism in Eukaryota, Viridiplantae, Streptophyta, Magnoliopsida, Vitales, Vitaceae. The coding region runs from base 41 to 895 and encodes 284 amino acids. The record is from RefSeq and is a predicted model, not a curated record. Gene Ontology annotation, biological process: defense response. The transcript is spliced from 3 exons.
CUACGCCUCUAUUCUCUAUCUGACACAAACUAAAAGACAGAUGGCUCCACACCUUAGCUCGCCUCUAUCAUUUCUGCUGAUUUUGAUUGUAGUUUCAUCAGUGCCACAAAUAUCAGAAUCGGCAAGAGUGUUCACUAUAACAAACGACUGUAAAGAGACAAUCUGGCCGGCGGUCUUCCCGGGCGAAUACUUUGAUGGUGGGGGCUUUGCCCUAAAAACAGGCCAAUCAAGGGUUUUCACCGCUCCACUGAGCUGGUCUGGGCGUAUAUGGGGUCGAUCAGGUUGCAACUUUGAUAAAACUGGUAAGGGAAAUUGCCAAACCGGGAGCUGCGGCGACAACAUCAAGUGCUCGGCCUCAGGCAAAACACCUGCAACACUCGCAGAAUUCACACUUGCAGCUCUUGAUUUCUACGAUGUUAGCCUUGUCGAUGGCUUCAACCUACCAUUAGUUGUAAAACCCAUUAAUGGUAAAGGAAAUUGCAGCAUUGCUGGCUGUGACAGCAACCUAAGGGACACUUGCCCGUCCGAGCUCGCCCUUAAAUCCAGUGGGAAGACUGUAGGGUGCCGGAGUGCAUGCGAUGUGUUCAACACUGAUGAAUACUGUUGUAAAGGGCUUUAUGGGAACGCCGCCACAUGUGUACCUACCUCCUACUCCAAGAAGUUCAAGGAGGCUUGUCCAGCCGCAUAUAGUUACGCUUAUGAUGAUCCCUCCAGCAUUUUUACCUGUUCCGGCACCACCGACUACGUCAUCACAUUCUGCGGAUCAAGGCGGCAGCCAGCGUGCACCUACCACAACAACAAACUCAUCUGCAGUGGAUCUAAGGGCUUAAGAUCUUUGAUUGGAGCAUGGUGGGCUGUGAUGCUCACAUUUCUAUUAACCAUAUCCGUCUCUUGAUCGGAGGAAGUGUUUAUAUAUAUGGAUGUAAAUAUGAGUUUGGCCCUUCAUGAAAAAUGACCAACUCAACUACAUUUAUUCAUUUUCCCACGUCUUACAAUUUGUCUGUUGACACUUUCUGAUUUUCCCGCUAUCACAUGGGUUACCUACCUACCCACUCUAUGGUCUCCUAGCAUGUAAUGGAUAUGUAAAUAUCAAUUCAAUGAAAAGGCGAUUAAUGCUUUUUGAUAAGCUCA